Pleurotus ostreatus (oyster mushroom) is the source of this 666-nucleotide messenger RNA. RefSeq lists its product as uncharacterized. The record is from RefSeq and is a predicted model, not a curated record. NCBI's taxonomy places the organism in Eukaryota, Fungi, Basidiomycota, Agaricomycetes, Agaricales, Pleurotaceae. Bases 1 to 666 code for a protein of 221 amino acids. The transcript has 2 exons.
AUGCAGCUUCAACCCUGGCAAGAAGCCAAACUCGCAGAGGUUGUCCAAGCAACCAUCUCGGUUAUCUGCCAGUUUCUAGAUCCCACACCGUCACAAAGCGACGGGGCAAGCGGGCUGAUCGAACGUCUUCGGUAUCUCCGUGAGGACAUUGACAAUACCGAUCGCGACGUUGCAACUGCCCGCAAGUCGAUUGUUGAUCUUACCGCAGACAUCAAUGAGAUCCACCCGCGGCUCCAAAGUAAACUUAUCGAUGCCGUAGAGACGCUGGCGCCGAUGGCGAACAAAGAGCGCACGGCAUCGGCAGACCUGCAGGCGUCCACGAUCGAAUUGUCGUUGAUGAAGCUUGCAUAUCUCCGCGCGCGGGCCUCACAUGCGCUGUAUGGCGUCACUGUGGACACACGCGGUACAACAACCUCCACAGUGCACAAGACCAUGGCCGAGGCGCUGAGUGUGGCAUAUGGGAAAUUGGAAGCGGAGGCCGGGCGGAUGGAGCGUGAGGAGAAAGAACUGGAUAGCCAAGUAGCUGAGUACGAGCAGGCUCUGGCGCUCGUGGAUAGUGCGGGAUCUGGGGGGUUCUCGCAGGUGGUAGAGGAUUGGGCGCGGGUGAAACGGGACACGGAGGAGUGCCAGAGAGACUUGAGGCGAUUCGGGUGGACGGGGGAUUAG